Messenger RNA from Varroa destructor (honeybee mite), 1701 nucleotides. RefSeq lists its product as uncharacterized. Lineage: Eukaryota; Metazoa; Arthropoda; Arachnida; Mesostigmata; Varroidae. The record is from RefSeq and is a predicted model, not a curated record.
AGGUGUCGGUUUUUUGGCUCUAUCUAGCUGAAAUCGUCUGUCAUCCAGCGAUCUGGAAAGGGCCAAAACGCAGAAGGAAGCGCGCAGUGCUGGCAGAACACGGCUUUGCUCACCAGCGCAGCUGAAGACUUUGGGGGUAGCAGCAGGCACCUCAAACUCGCGCAGCGACCAAACGACGUGAGCCGCAUCGUUGAUAUCCCGUUAGGGAGUGAACAGAACUUUUCGAAACUGCUAUAGUCCGUUCUUAAAGCAAGUGUCGUACACUAAAAAGAGUACACUUUGUUCUCAUCAGACAACUACGAACAGAGACUGUGUUGUUUCAGUUUAUAGUAAACCGUUGCGAUUCUGCGAAUACAAAGUGGAACUCUUCAAUUCUGACAUACUGGAACUACUAAAAAUUUGCCUAUACUAUUGGAUAGUCAGAAUGCGUACGACGUGGUGUGUCAUCAUUUUUCUAGCUGCGCUUUUCCAAGGAACGGCAAGCUAUUCUGACCAAGAUCUUCAAUUUUCGGCCAGCAGUAUGAAUCAGCCCCCAUACAAUCAGUACCAAGUGCUCGUCCUGUUGCUCCAGGAUGGACAUCAGCAGCAACAGGUGGCCGCAGCCCCAGGUCAGUCAGCGGGGCCUGAAUAUUCUGUGCCAUUGACGUAUCCUUACCCGGCUGCCCCAAAAACACGCAGCCCCGCUAAUAACUGGCACACACUCGUCUUUGGCAAUCAUCAGAGUACAGCUCCUUCCGCGGCAUAUUUGCACGAGAACAUUCUCUCCGGAAACAGUGUGAACGCUCUGUUCGCUCCAACUGGUCCUGCUUUAAAUGAGCACGAAUACCCGCCCGUCCAUCCCCCCAGGCCAAGCUUCCCUGCUCACCUCAGCACAAUCCAGAACCAACAUCCUCAUGGCGAUGACUAUUGGAAAGGACUUCAGGGUGACCGAGCAGACUGUCCAACAAUUUCGUCCUGCCCAGCCCGAUACGGUUGCUAUAUUCAACAGAAACCCGGCACGCGCUGCUCGUACUGCAAAUGCAAGCCCCGUCCUUCCCACAGCGCUGGCGAGCAUAAGUAAAUGCCGGGGGAACCUGGCAGUUCAGUGAGAGCUGAUUAAUUUAUUUCUCAAUAUGAUAAUGAUACGAAUAGUGGUGUUUCUCCCCGCAGCGAGCGGCGACACCAAGCGAGGUAGACGCGCAUACGAAAUGCUUCUGCUACUUUGUUGUUAAUUGUUUGUGUUUUAUAAUGUAGUAAAGUACGUUUCUUUUCGAAUUUUGUAUUAGCAAACGUCCGCUACGUUUUUCUGCCGAUUUCUUGGUGAUUUUCUCCGCGAGUACUAUAUGUCAAUCGUGUCUACGGGAUACUCAAAUACGUACAAAAGAAAGCUCGCUUCUUUUUUAGCCCACACACAUACACAUAAUACAUUAGUAAUAAACAGUAAUGUUGCUGAAAUUAGCUGAACGAGAUCUAAUUGCGAACAAUCUCUCAUUAAAACUCGUGUAAUUGCUUCGCAGAUAUCGCCAGUAUUAGGUACCGAAUAUUUAUUCCUCUAUAGUUUCCGGUUUAUAUGAGUUUUUAGGAAAGCUGACAGAUUGGCAUCUUUCCAUGUUCUGAAAUAGCCAGUUUUCCGUUCUAAACGAAACGCCGCUAUCUUGUAAAUAUAAUUGUCGUAAUAUAAUAAAUAUAUGAGCUCGAAUUGCAGCAGGAGGUUUAUUGUUA